GGUCUGGCCACAGCCGAAUAAUAUGCAGCAGACAAGUGAAGUUUUGGAAGUUUCUGGAAAAGUGGCGUGGAAAAUAGCACAAAUUGGAUAUUGGGCAUGGCAAGAUCGAUGUGACAUCAUUGAAAAAAGCAUCACAAGACACCGCAGAUGGAUCGAAGCAGAGGCGGUGGGCCAGUAUCACACACCUGCAUACAAAUCAGUCGUGGAGCGCAUCUCAGUCAAAGUUGCUCAAGGAUGCACUGAUGCGUAUCCUGAUGAAAAUAUGGACGAGAGCUACUCGAUUACAGUGUCAGCUCCCGAAGUUGUGAUCAGUAGUGCGCAAGUGUGGGGUGCACUAAGGGCUAUAGAGACUAUGAGUCAGUUGAUUUAUCCAGAUCCCCAGCAUGUCAGGUUGCUUGUAAACAGGGGGUCUGUAGUGGAUAAGCCAAAGUAUUCGUACAGAGGAUUCAUGAUAGACACUUCGAGACACUACAUUCCAAUGCAGAUCAUUAUGAAACAGUUAGAUGCGAUGGAGGCUGUGAAAUUGAAUGUUCUUCACUGGCAUUUGACAGAUGAUCACAGUUUCCCUUAUGUUAGUGAGGUAUAUCCAGAACUAUCAAGAAAAGGUGCUUAUAACCAACAUACACAUGUAUAUACAGCGAAGGAUAUCAAUGAAGUGAUACAAGAAGCUAGGCUACGAGGUAUCCGAGUGAUUCCAGAACUGGACAUACCUGCCCAUACGAGGUCAUGGAGCAAAGGACACCCAGAGAUGUUCAAUCAAUGCUCUAGGAAAAAGUUCAACGAAGGCAAGGGACCCUUGUUGGAUAUUGAAAACAGCCAAACGUUCAAAGUCUUGGAGAAGCUCAUCGGUGAAAUCAGCAAUGUAUUCAGAGAUAAGAAUUUCCAUUUAGGAGGAGACGAGUUUUACCAUGACUGUAUUCCUGGAAGCACACCAAGUAUUGUUAAUUUCUUUCAAGAGCUGCGGAGUAUUAUUGGUCGAGUAUCAGGCUCAACAACUAUUCGAGCUAUGUUUUGGCAAGACCUGCUAAAAAUGGGAGCUACAGUGCCUCAAAACUCAAUAGUCAACGUCUGGAAACACUGGGUUAAUGACGAAAAUUAUCUUAAACAAGCUAUUUCGACAAGUAACAUCAGUAUAAUCGUAUCGCAUCCUUGGUACCUUGAUAAUAUGUCAAGGGGUGAAAAGUGGCGACUCAAUUAUGACGUGGAAAUGUUCAAACAGCUUGGUGAUUCGAAAGUCCGAAGUCGCGUUAUAGGCGGACAGGCGUGUCUUUGGGCAGAAUUUGUAGAUGCUACGAAUUUUUUGCAGUGGGCGUGGCCUGACGCGGGCGGUACCGCCGAGAAUCUUUGGUCCGAUAAGGUACCCAGCUCCAAAUCAGGAGACGUUCAAGAGAGAAUGAAUGAGCUCCGUUGUAGAUUGAUUGUAAGAGGCAUACCGGCUAGACCAAUUCAGGCAGGAUUCUGUGACACGGAAUGGGCUUACUAAAUUCGUCUACUUUAAUUUUUUUUACUGUUUGUCAAAGUAUUUCUAUGAUUUCCAUGUUGUCUGAUUGGUGACUUUAUAUUAGUUAAAAUGGAUUUUAUUUCUUGA
Messenger RNA from Symsagittifera roscoffensis, 1588 nucleotides. Its product is annotated as beta-hexosaminidase subunit beta-like. NCBI's taxonomy places the organism in Eukaryota, Metazoa, Xenacoelomorpha, Acoela, Convolutidae. The transcript is spliced from 2 exons. Bases 23 to 1483 code for a protein of 486 amino acids. The record is from RefSeq and is a predicted model, not a curated record. Gene Ontology annotation, molecular function: beta-N-acetylglucosaminidase activity. Gene Ontology annotation, cellular component: lysosome; plasma membrane. Gene Ontology annotation, biological process: carbohydrate metabolic process; protein deglycosylation; glycosaminoglycan metabolic process.